This is a messenger RNA of Heterobasidion irregulare TC 32-1, 916 nucleotides long. RefSeq lists its product as uncharacterized. NCBI's taxonomy places the organism in Eukaryota, Fungi, Basidiomycota, Agaricomycetes, Russulales, Bondarzewiaceae. The transcript has a single exon. The record is from RefSeq and is a predicted model, not a curated record. Bases 260 to 664 code for a protein of 134 amino acids.
ACUCGCUUCACUACCGUCUUAUCCGCUCCUACCCUUUCAAGGAUGUUGAUAUCACGAGCCUCCGUCCCCGACAUUGAAGUGGAAGACCUGUCGGCCUAUACGAAGGAGGUCGAGCAGAAUGCUGACGGAAAGUCAGUCCUGACUCGGCGCGCGCUCAUAGCCCAGCAACAGGUUCUUCGUCCUUAUUGCUCAUCGAUGCCUCAACGCAUUUUGACCGCAUGAACAGGAAAUGAGAGAAUGGAUCAAACAAUAUCCUCCUAUGCAACAACUUCCUGCCAAACUCGAUGCAGAAAUCACGCACACGGGCGCUCUCCUUUCCUUCGGCCUCGGUAUCACUUACGAGCAUCUCCUUGCUUACGCGGCAAAGCGCAACAUCCGGGCUUCGUGGGCGCCCGAUGAAGCCAUCACCAGCCCCGUAGUCGCGUGGGUUCGAAUUGCCAGGCUGUUCAUGGAGAGGAUCCCUGGUUUCCUGGUGUACUACCGUCGGCCGUUCUCGGUACACUACGAGGGGCUCCUCGCGCUCUACUCGAACCACUCGAUGCGGGAACUGCAGCGCCGCGGGGAGGCACACGAGAAGAGGAUUAUCGAGUUCCUGCAGAAAGAGAUGGAGCUCGACUCGACGCCAAUGUGGUACUGGGACAUGGAUUAUACUUCGUACUACUGAACUGCGUUGACAGUGAGUGGCCUUCGGUUAUGUGCAGUCGCCUCUCUCAUAGGAUACACAGCUUUCACUCUAUCGACGUUUGUUCUUAGUCUUCGUGACCGACUUCAUACAGACUAUAAAAGCUUCUCUCUCGCUCUUUCGUUAUCGCUACCGCGCUUUGUCGCUGCUUUCACUCGCAGAUUUGUGGCCUCUGUACUGAGGAUCUUUGUAUUGACUGUUGUGAUGGAUUUCAAUGUCAAAUUCACAUAACUG